Messenger RNA from Gamsiella multidivaricata, 1656 nucleotides. RefSeq lists its product as uncharacterized. Lineage: Eukaryota; Fungi; Mortierellomycota; Mortierellomycetes; Mortierellales; Mortierellaceae. The transcript has 3 exons. Gene Ontology annotation, biological process: SCF-dependent proteasomal ubiquitin-dependent protein catabolic process. Gene Ontology annotation, cellular component: SCF ubiquitin ligase complex. Bases 1 to 1656 code for a protein of 551 amino acids. The record is from RefSeq and is a predicted model, not a curated record.
AUGCCCAAAGCCAACAAAGCCGCAUCGAAUCCUGCCCCAGGGACCCUUCGCCGAAGUCUGCGGCUCAGGGCAUCCGCUAACUACGCUGUCGACAUCGAUGCACCAAGCCGUACUUGGAAUACCAUUUGGGCCCCCUACCUCUAUGAAAAGCUAUUCUUCCGCGAGUACCAGCAGACUCGCAGCUAUCCCAAGAUGCACUCAUACGGCCAUCAUGUCAAGAGUCUCCAACUCCUCUCCAUCUCCGUAGAAUGGAACAAUCUCGUCUUCCUUCUCAACUUUACGACCAGCCUACACUCGCUCUUCCUCGGCAACACAAAAUUGAGUACUUUGCAGCUUCAGGAGCUCGCUGAGAUAGCACCACAGCUUCGAGUUCUGCAUAUCACCGUGAGGUACCACGAGGCAAAGCCGUUGGAGUGCCAAAUGACUCCUGUAUCCGCAUUCAAGCACCUGGAGGACUUUUACUGGAAUACCCUGACCGAUAUCCGCAUCAACGAUAUUCUUUUCGUGCUUAAAUCAUGUUCUCAUCUCCAGUCACUGGCCUUGACAAUCAACACGCUAGUCGAGGAGAUUGAUGACAUCAAAAACAGCAGUUUGAUCGUCGAUGGUAUGCCAGAGUUGAUCAAAGUGGACGAUGACGGCUGGGCAAGGGCAUCGCUCCGAACGUUGAGCUGGGACAGUGCGAUGUUAGGACCACGACAAUCCUGCUUGGACUACUCGAAACAGCCACAUCCUUGCAUCCGCCGCCUCUUUCAGCACACACCAAAUCUCAGGAUGGUCAAGAUCACCGGCAAGAACAACAUCAGCCCUCAGGGCUGGGACUGCAUGUUCGAGAAUCAAGCCAGCAUCCAAGAGAUCGAGCUUGAGUUGACUGUCCUAGCAUUCGAAGGCGGUUCUCGAGCCGGCGAUUCGGGGUUCUUGAGCGCCGUGUUAAAAUCAUGCUCGAACCUCAAGAAGUUUACUGCCAAGCAUAUACCGCCUACAACGGACGAGGCGUUUGCGGAGGUGAUGCAGAUCAACCACGGGCUUCAAAAGGUAAGCGUCAAAUGCACGGACUUCGCGGACUUGGCCCUCCACCAACUGGCACGCCUUCCUCCAACACUCACUUCAGCAGGAACCUCGCAUAGCCUUGUUGAACUCGAUGUGAAGGGAUGUCUUCAUAUCACCAGCCGUAGUGCCAUCGAGAUAUUCGAGAACUGUCCUCUCCUGCGCAAUUUGAAUCUGUUGGGCACCAAAGCCGGUACAAUCGAGCUUCUCAAGGGGUGCAGGCCCUGGCCUUGUGCCAAGGCGCUGGAGAGCCUGCAUAUAGACAUCCAACCACUCAACUACCAACACCGGCCGCUUGAUGCAGGUUGGACGCAUCCUGGACAAGCUGAACAAAUUGGACAAGCGGAGGGUGACGCGAUGACAUAUGAAAUCUUGGAGGACUUUUCGUUUGCGCCGAAGCUUCGAAGGGCUAUUCUGUGUGUUCCGUUCAAGGCAGAAUGCUAUAGAAUGAACCGUGAGAAGAGAGAAAUGGCCCUGGAGCGUGGCAAGGCAUUGUUCCCGAACUGGAUUGUGCAGAAUGGGUCAGACAUGAUUCCGCACGAUUCGUUAGUAUCAUCGUUGCCAAUGCCAGAAGGGGCGCUUUGGUAUCCUAAGUACGAUUUAUAUAAUUAA